AUGCAGAACAUCUUGGACCAAAAUUUAGACAUGGCGACCGCUCUACUAGCCGGCGAGAAGCUGAAGGAGCUCAUCCUGCCCGGUUCCUCGCAAGAUGAACGGGGCGGCGCCUUGGCUAGCCUGAUGGUGCAGCUCAAGCUGGAGCUGCCGUUUGAUCGCGUGGUUACCAUAGGAACGGUGAUCAUCCCGAUCCUGUUGGUCACGCUCGUCUUUACCAGGAAUUUUGCAGAGGAAUCCAUCUACUGCUACACUCCCCACAACUUCACCCGAGACCAGGCGCUUUACGCGAGAGGCUACUGCUGGACGGAGCUGCGCGACGCCGCGGUCGGCGUGGAGCCUCACCUCUGGCCUUCGCUCUUCGAGCACAAAUUUCUACCUUACGCCCUGCUGGCCUUCGCCGGCAUCAUGUACAUCCCCGCUCUGGGCUGGGAAUUCCUAGCCUCCACCCGCCUGACCUCGGAGCUGAAUUUCCUGCUCCAAGAGAUCGAUAACUGCUACCACCGAGCCGCCGAGGGCCGGGCGCCUAAAAUCGAGAAGCAGAUCCAAUCCAAAGGACCCGGCAUCACCGAGCGAGAGCGGAGAGAAAUCAUCGAGAACGCGGAGAAAGAGAAGAGCCCCGAGCAAAAUCUUUUCGAGAAGUACUUAGAAAGACGAGGUCAGAGUAACUUUUUAGCUAAAAUAUACCUGGCGCGCCACUUAGCCAUCAUCUGCCUCAGUUCCAUCCCUAUUUCUUACCUGAGCGCUUACUACGCCCGGCAAAGACAGAACGAAUUCACCUGCGCUCUGGGCGAGCCGCCGGAUAUUAGCAGCUAUUCCGAGUUGAAGAUUCGGGUGAAUUGUAAGCUCCCCGCUGUUCAGCUGCAGCGAAUCAUGGCGGCGGUGGAUAUCGCUCUUCUCUGCACCAUGAAUCUGAUUAUCCUGCUUAAUUUGCUGCAUUUAUUCGUGGUGCGCAAGUCCAACUUUGUAUUCGACAAGUUGCACAAAGUGGGGAUUAAGACGCGGAGGCGUUGGCAGAAGUCCCAGUUUUGCGAUAUUAACAUCUUGGCCAUGUUUUGCAAUGAAAACAGAGACCACAUCAAGUCCCUCAACAGGCUGGAUUUCAUCACCAACGAGAGCGACCUCAUGUACGAUAACGUGGUCCGGCAGCUCUUGGCCGCGCUGGCGCAGUCCAAUCACGACGCCACGCCCACCGUGAGGGACUCCGGGAUACAAACUAUUGAUCCCAACACGGAUCCGUCCGAUCUGGGAGUCGGGGAUAUGCCCACCGAGCCGUUGGUGAUCAAGCGACCGCGCAAGAAGAUUAAAUGGAUUCCGACUUCUAAUCCUCUUCCGCAGUCUUUUAAAGAACCUCUUACUCUGACACGUUUGGAAAAUAACACCAAGCCUGAAAAACCCAAACCGCUCAGACGUAAGACAGUGGCAGAUAGCUUCAUCGCACCACUUCUGGAUAGCAAGAGCACACAGUAUCCUGCAACUAAAGAUUUAAGCGGGAUGGAGAAAAAGCACACUCGCAACUUCUCUCUGGAUGUUCACCCGUACAUGCUGACCAUUCGGAAACCGAAGGUGGAGAUCACAACCGCGGAGCCUCUACCCUCGGAGCACAACAUGGAUGCUGUAUACCUCGAAGGCACACAUACUAUCGUUCAUGUUUCUAGCGCAUUGGCAGAGACGAAAGUUUGCUCUCCAGAAUCUACCACCACUGCCUUUUCAACGGUGACCCUGCCCACCAGCACAUACAUCAACGGCGGAAGCCCCAACCCAGCCUCCAGUGAGGACCCCCUUAGUCCCAAACCUUCUCCUCCUCAAGUCACACAGGAGGAAAAUGUCGAGUCUCAACCCCCGACCCUUACCCGAGCGCCGACGCACCAGCUGCUGAGCAUUCAUCAUACUCUGUUUGAGGAAGAAGAGGAUGAAGAAAACCGUCGAGACAGGUUGGCAGGACGUCCAGGGGAACUCAUUGCUGCAGGGGAAUGUUAA
Molecule: messenger RNA, 1977 nt
Organism: Nerophis lumbriciformis (worm pipefish)
Lineage: Eukaryota; Metazoa; Chordata; Actinopteri; Syngnathiformes; Syngnathidae
Source: RefSeq, a predicted model, not a curated record